Molecule: messenger RNA, 1182 nt
Organism: Pestalotiopsis fici W106-1
Lineage: Eukaryota; Fungi; Ascomycota; Sordariomycetes; Amphisphaeriales; Sporocadaceae
Exons: 2
Coding region: 1-1182 (393 amino acids)
Cellular component (GO): mitochondrion
Source: RefSeq, a predicted model, not a curated record
AUGAGGAGGAUAGCGAGGUUAGGUCAGCCUUCAGCUUGGCAAUGCUCAGCAUCGAGGCAGCUCAUUGCACCUCUUUCGACGCAAUGCGCCGCAGCUGGAGCAGCACCCCUUUCCACAGCUCAAGUCGCGACGAGGACAACAUCCGCCUGUUCUAUGCGCCUUUACUCGCAAAAGACCUCACUGCCUCAGUCCUUGUCAGAUGAACCGACGCCCUCAUCGACAAAGAAUCUUGGACGAGAUGAGCUAUCCCAGAGUGAACUGGAAUCUCUAGCAGAAACCGCUGCAGAGGAGUACCGCACACUGGAGGGUACCUUCCGACCGCCGCCAGCCCGCCGCACAGCAGUUUCAGCCGAUCAAGUCAAAGAUCCUUCAUAUAAUCCUGCUGUGUCGGCUGCAGGCCUGUCCACAGUCGGGGGCUUGGAAAACUGGUGGGACCGUCGCGAGAACUGGGACAAGAGCGGGGAUUUCGCUGGUUUCAAGGCCAAGAAGAAGAUCCAAGAUCCCCGAGUCUUGGAGACUGCCGUACGCAGGGCAGUUGUAGAGACGAUCGUCCUCAAGAGGGCUGGGCGUGAGGGCGAAAUGACGGCGAUAUGGCCAAUUGGUGCCGCGGAGGAAUUGGCGAGAGCGCUGGCUCUCGAUGUCCAAUGCAACUCGAGUGGCGAAGCCACGCUUGUCGGAGAUCAUGGUGCCGUGGCCGAGGAUCUCUCCUGGGAGGUGCAAGAGACGAGAGAUUCGGAGAGGCCCGCAAGCAGUGGCAUCCCCAUGUGCUCAGUCGAAGAGGCAACGGCAUAUCUUAAAUCUUGGGACCCUACGUGGACACACUUUCCUCUCGCCGAUCCCAAUGUCAAGUUUGCGAUCACGAAGCGUAUCUUUCAAUUGACCGGCCAGCUUAUUCCCGACCACAAACUCGCCGCCAUUAGCAAUGUAUCCUCUUUGCUUGCCACCUUCAGGAAACCACCGAAGCCCAAGACCUUGACCGAAGACAUUCAAAAGCAUGGCCAACAGCUGGUGCGCCUAUCAAAUGUCGCAUUCUCCCCCAAGCAAGUAACACGUGGUGACAAGGCCAAAGCAAUUGGUCAAUACAAGCUUAUUGAGGAGGAAUUCAGGAAGAGAGAUCUUCACCAUGGACACCUGUCCGUUCCCGCAACACGGGAGAAGUAUUGGUUCAAAGGCGAGGCUUGA